AUGAUUGUCAUUUUAUGUUACAAAAAUGGUAGAACUACCUAUGAGGAAGGGUUCCCACCAAUUGAGGUUUUACUGGUUACAUGGGGAGAACUGAUCAACCUAGAAACCUAUUUCCAGUUGCGCAAAUCCAACUUGAGGCUGGUGAAGGAGUUUUUGGUGAAUCUUUCUGUGGAAGUGAGACUUCCUGAGAGUGUUGAGUUUAGAAAGGUUUAUGUUAGGGGUAAAAGUGUUGAGUUAUCUCCUGCUGUGAUCAACAAAGCACUUGGGAGAGGUGUUAUUGAGUCUGUUAAUGAGGAAUUGUCCUUGGAUGUGAUUGCUAAGGAACUUCUGUUGGCCAAGUCAAGAAGUGGCCUUUCAAGAAGUUGUUAUCCACUGGGAAUCUCAAUCUUGAAGCAUGCUGAGACUUGUGUUGUGAAGCUGCCAAUCUCAUUUCCAUCUCUUCUUACAGAGAUCAUCCUUCAACAACAUCAUCAGAUUCUAAGGACUGAUGAAGUUGCUAUGUCCAAGGGUGUUCCAAUUACCUUGGAUCAUCGUUUGUUCUUGGAGCCGCAUGUCCCAUACAUUGUUGUACCAUCUAGCAGGACAUCUGCCCCUGCUCAUGUGGGUGAAUAUGGUACUAAGGUCAUUAUUGCUGAAUUGCAGGAAGUCUCUAAGGCUUUGCAGGAGACUAUCAAGAUCAACACAGCUAGGAAGCUGAAGGUUGAUGUUUUGCUCCUCAAGCUUCAAGAGGAAGAAGGCCAAGGGGGUGAGCCAAGUGUUGAUACUACUGCUACUCAGGAUGCAAGCACUGAUGAAGAGGGAGGAUCUGAAGAAAGUGCAGAAGAAUCUGAGGGGGAAUCCAGUUCUGAAGAUUAA
Messenger RNA from Lotus japonicus, 855 nucleotides. RefSeq lists its product as uncharacterized. Bases 1 to 855 code for a protein of 284 amino acids. NCBI's taxonomy places the organism in Eukaryota, Viridiplantae, Streptophyta, Magnoliopsida, Fabales, Fabaceae. The transcript is spliced from 3 exons. The record is from RefSeq and is a predicted model, not a curated record.